Molecule: messenger RNA, 6917 nt
Organism: Achroia grisella
Lineage: Eukaryota; Metazoa; Arthropoda; Insecta; Lepidoptera; Pyralidae
Product: zinc finger protein Xfin-like
Exons: 2
Coding region: 4-6888 (2294 amino acids)
Biological process (GO): regulation of transcription by RNA polymerase II
Cellular component (GO): nucleus
Molecular function (GO): RNA polymerase II transcription regulatory region sequence-specific DNA binding; DNA-binding transcription factor activity, RNA polymerase II-specific
Source: RefSeq, a predicted model, not a curated record
AAGAUGUCUGACGAUAUUGAUAUAGAGGAGCACGAUAUCUUGGAGAACCCUCACAUCCAGGACAUACUGCCGCAGAUUGUGAAGGUCAAGUCUGAACCUGUGGACUUGGAUGAUGAAGAUUUUGAACAAUAUGACGACUCGUAUGACUAUAACAUUGGUGAAGAUGAUAGUCCCCCAUCUGAAGACACCACAGAGCAGAUAUAUCACAGAAGCAACAGGAUUAUAUUAGGAUCAAAACCAGCGGUAAGCAAAUUACAUUCCGAAGUCAGGGUACUGUUAGAAGACUGGAACGACAGACUGGAGAGUAGUAUAUGUUACUGCAGACAAUGCUGCAGACUGUUUGCCACUCGCAACGGAAUCGACGCUCAUAACAUGACCUACCAUUCAUUUCUAGUCCCUAUAGAUAAGGAAACAAAUACUGCAAGAAAAUCCACAACUCAUAUUACAAUAGGUAAUGUUAAAGUUAACUCAAAUACAGCCAGGAAAAGUACAGGAUUCAACUCAGUAUUUUCAAUGAAUGUAGCCCGGAAGAGCACACAGCCAAUUUUUAAUGCAGCUAGAAAGACUACAGCAAGAAAAAGCACAGUUAACCUAAAACGCAAAGCAAAUACAGCUAGGAAAAGUACAGGUGCAACAUUGGCGACUACAGCGCAGGAUAUCGUUAAAAAUAUUAACAAACAAAAUAUAAAAAAUGCUAAAUAUUGCAAUCACUGCAAUAAACAUUUCUCAGACAAUACAGAACUGAUAAAACAUUUGUAUGAACUAAUAAUAUCGAAACCUAAUCCGGUUGAUACAAAAAAUAUACAAAAAGAAGACCAACCAUCGUCAUCAUCAGAAACGUCCGGCACUCUCGGGCAUUACUAUAGGUGUUCUAUAUGCUCAUGUUAUUAUAGAAGUCUAACUACAUAUAAUUCACAUGUAAGAGCCAAUCAUAAUGGUGUUUCAUUAACGAAUAAGGUUAGUGAAGUACCUUAUGUACCAGUAUGUUGGUUGUGUAACCAAACAUUCAAACGGUUCGAAGGUUACAAUUCUCAUGUGCAACAUAUUCAUCCCGAUGUUUAUAGGAAAUAUGCUGAUAACGUCACCGCUAAAAUCUUAUGUUCAAUUUGUAAAGGUACUUUUGAAAAUUAUUCAGAAGCGAAACGGCACAUAGCGGAUGUGCAUCCAGAGUGUACUAGUAAGCAUAUAUUUAAGAUGUUCAAAGUUAAAAGUAAUGUGAAAACACUUGAUGAUGAUAAGGAAGCGUCUGUUAGUCAUGUAAGCAGUAAUGGAAGCGGUAAAUUCAAAUUCCCAAUCCCCAAAUCUGUUCUUUUCAAGUGUAACAAAUGUGACACACAUUUUUUAACCUGUGCGUCCUCUGUAGGACACGCCAGUUGGUGUCGCUUAAACUCAACAUUUAAGGUAUCCCCUGUCCCAUGCGACAAAUGCAAGCGAUUAUUCAAACCCAUCGAUAUUGAUGCGCAUUAUAAGCAGCAUUCCGUUAAUGAUAAGUUCAAAGUUUAUUUAAUUCACGACCAUAUGCAUUCUAGAGUCGCUUACCAAUGUCUCAAUUGCUCUAUGUACUUCGAUGAAAAGAAAUUCAUAUGCCACUUGCAGAAUGGCUGCAAAAAAUCCAAACCGGUACGGUGUACGAUUUGCAACAUUAAUUUUCAUUCAAAUUGUAUUAAAUAUCAUAAAAAGAUUCACCACAUUAGGAAAUUUAUACGCGAUGACUUUAUCCUAAUUGAUUUUAUUGAUGAUCGGAAGAUUUUGAAGAGGAAGUUAGAAUGGGGUGAGGAGAAUUCACAGAAAGUUGCUAAAAGGGACACGAAUGAUCCUUAUGUUCUGCUAUAUUGUGAUACAUGUAAAUGUUACUUUAGGAUAUCAACGACUCAUAGAAAUAGACAGUUGCAUUUGGACGGCGAAUGCAGAACUAGCAUAACACAUCAGUGUACGCACUGUGCCCUAACUUUUAGAACUUUUACUUCCUUGAAGUUGCAUACAGAAAACCAUAAAGAAUCGAUUGGUGAAUUGAGCAAUUACACAUUUCUUAGACUCAUUGACGAAGAGCCAAUAGUGCCUCCUCAACCAGAGUUCCCUUAUUGUAAAACUUGUAAAGUUUACAUUUUAAAACAACGUGAUCACAUAUGUAGACAGGAAAAUGUAAGGAAAUGUAACAUGUGUUAUAAAAGAUUCUCAGAAACAACUUACAAUCUUCAUUUACCGUACCACAAAUAUAAGGUGAGAGUUAAGGAAGAGAUGGAUGAGAUGCCUAAACUUAUGGAGAAAUAUGAAUCAUUAACCACUACGUGGAAUAUUUUAUACACGUGCGAAUCCUGCGAUACAACUACUGAUUCGUACGACAAAGUGAUUGAACACUGUCAGAAUCAUUUUAGCCAUUUGGAGCAUUACGGCGUGACAAUAAGGAAUUGCAAGGUGUGCGAUUUUAACUUCGACGAACCAUGUUAUUUGAAGCAUCUUGAAUUACAUAAUGCUCAUCACACCAUAACUCGCGAUUCGUUCAGGAUCUUGACGUUUUGUUACUAUAAAUUGUUUUCUAAAGACUGGAUGGAGCUGUUUCGAAGCUUGUCGACAAUGCAGAUCAGGCAAAUCCAAUCUAAAAGUAUACACGUGGCCAUUGACGUUAAAAUGAGGCUGUUAGCAGAUGGUUUUUCCGAAUUAACAAUAUAUAAAUGUAAGAAAUGCAACGUCUUCGUUGAUCCGGAUAUAGUAUCCGAUCAUGUACAUACCAAAUCUUGCGGCAAUUCCAAUCAGUAUGAAUGUUCUAUAUGCUAUAUACCGUUCACAACGUUUUUGGGGCAAAAGAAGCAUGAAAAAUUACAUGAAAUUUACGGUGAAGAGAAGUCGUUCAGAGUGGUUGGUUUUAAUGAAAUUCAGGAUGAAAAAAUCAAUGAAACUUUGAGAAUGCAUAAAAAUGAAUCGGAAGGGAAUGUUAAAAAGAAACCUGUAGAUUAUAAAGGGAAAGAGAAAGUACCAAAGGUAUCAGAUGACUUUAAAACUAAGAAGAAGUAUAUGGUUUACAAAUGCGUUAAGUGUAUGGUAGCAUUGUUUAAAAAGAAACUAACACAGCAUGUCUGUGUGGAAAAUGUCAAAAAAUGUAAUAAAUGUAAACAGUACAUCCCAUCUAAACGAUAUUCAAAACAUCUAAGAUAUCACGAGUUAGUACCAAAAUUCACUAAUGCUAAUUUAGUAAUAGCACUGUUUGAUCCUGAUAAAGAUUACGCAAUAGUUCGCCAACCUAACAUAAAAGCGAUAGCACCAGAUCGCGAAGAUAAUGCGCCAGCGACUAAUUCAUAUAAAGUUUUUGAAGUGUAUCAAUGUCGUUGUGGCCUACACUUCAGUUCGGAAAUCAGCUUGGGUAUUCACAUAGAUGUGUGCUCUACGAAGAGUGUUAUAUCUAAAGAAAAUUGCAGCAAAUGUGGGCUGUUGUUCCCUACUCAGUCGUUAGUCAGCCAUCUUUGCAGUCACCACAGCAAAGGUGAGAGCACUAUUGUAGUUAAGAAAUUCCUAACAUUUUACAGGUGUGGUUUAUGUAAAUUAUUAUUCAUCCACAUGUCAACACUCACCAAGCACAUGAAGACUUGUAAUUCGUCGGCAACGCCAAUAAAAUGCUCUCCAUGUAAUUUGAAUUUCCAUAGUCAAGUCAUUACUGCGCACAGAGCAAAACAUCGUAGAGUAAAGAAUCUAGAGAAGAGACCUUUUGAAAUUAUAACUAUCGAUAGAAGUGGUAAUGUAAUCGAUCGAUUCGUGAACGAGACUCGCAAAACCAAUGCAGAUAACAAGAACCUUAAAACAUUGUACAGGUGUAGUCGCUGCGAUGUUCAUUAUUUGACAUUAAAAUCUUUGAGAUACCAUAUGGACAUAAAACACAUUAUGCAAGGCAUUAGCACCUGCGGUAUCUGUCAUUUGAAAUUCAGUAGACGAUCGCUACCAAACCAUAUGAGAACACAUCACACUCUACUUAGAUGUAGACAAAAAGACUUCAAUAUUAUUAACGCAUCAAGUAUGUCAGAUUAUCAGUCUUUAAGAAAGGAACUGCUUGAAAACGAGAGGAAUGAUCUAUUUCAAUCAAGCGAUUCAAAUGCAGCUGUUGAAAUGCAACAACCUGCUCCUAAUUUAAACAGGAAAUAUACAUAUGUGCCUCCAUCGCAUUUAGAUAUUAGCCAAUACAAUGAGAAUCUUUAUAAAUGUUCCGUCUGUUCACUGUGCUUUUUGAUACCAGGUUCAUUAGUGAAACAUCAGUAUAAAAAUGCACACGCAGAAUCGCAAUACCAAUGCACGAUUUGCGGACAUUACUUUACAGCACAAUCGUUGUCUCGCCAUCAAUACAUACAUCAUACAAAAUUAAAAAUCAAGGAAUUCAAUGUCAUUGUCGAUGGUGAUGGUGGAAAUGCAAAACCAAAGACCAAACCUAAGAAACUUAAUUCUGAAACAUCGGACACUGAGUGUAAUGAUACAUUGGAAAGUGAAUCUGUUGAGACAGAUAGUAGUUUAUACGUUUCUAAAACAAAAGUAAAUAAUAAAGACGAAAUAUCAAUUGAUAAUUCGUUAUUGGAAUUAGACUUGAGCCAAUAUAGUGAUAAUCUAUAUCAGUGUACAAUCUGUUCUCUAUGCUUUUUAAGGCCCACUACAUUAACACGACAUCAUUAUACAUCUGAACAUAGACAAACAAAGAGACGAUGCUUGCAGUGCGGCUACUGCUUCACAAAACAAUCAUUGUUAAGACACGAAUACGUGCAUCAUCAAAAAAUGUGCGUUAAACAAUUCAACAUUGUAACGCAAGUAGAGGGAGUUAAAUUAAAUAUGAAGAUUGCGAAAUCUAAAGAUACAUCAACAGCUUCAGACAUGUCUAUAGAUUACAAGGACUCAGUAGAGAGCGAGUCGAAUGUUUCAAUUCUGACGCAGAACUCGUCCGACCAAAAUGUAAUAGAUAAUCCGACGAAGCGUCUUCGGACAUGUUUCUCGUUAUCAGAAGCUGUACUUUCGAAGCUAGAUGUUUCAAGAUACAGUGAAAAGCUGUACAAGUGUCACCUAUGUCCAUUACACUUCCUUAAUGAGAAAGCGUGUGACAGUCACCUGAGGACGUCUGAUCACAAACAAAUAGUUAUUAAUUGUGGCACUUGUGGCUUAGAAUUCACUCAGUUUAGUCUUCCCCGACAUCAGUAUAUUCACCAUGAAAAGCUAAAUUUCAAACGGGAUGAUUUUAUUAUUAUAGUUACAGAUUUAAAUCCGCCAACGGUAGAGAGUGAAACUAAAGAGGUAGCUAUUGCACCAAGCGAUAUAAAACAAGAAAAUAUAACCGACGAAGAUGAUAAAGAAACCGUAGUGUCACAGAGUAAUACAGUAGAAACUGUAGAGCAAGAUGACAGUGUAGUUUCUAAUAAAACAGCGGAAGAAACGCCUAGAAAAUAUAAAAUAGAAUUAUUCAAAUGCGGAGAUUGUAAUGUAUUCUUCUUAACACGGAAGUACUGCUGCCAACACACAUACAAUCAUAAACCGCUACUGGCUAAAGACUACAUUGAGUGUAAACUGUGUGGAUUUCAAUUUAAAACGGUCUCUCUGUUUUCACAUAUGAAGAAACACCAUAAUUCUGACUUUAAUUUAGAGGAUAUACUAAUAGAGGAAUAUCGGCAAGAUCCGAAUCUUGGGAUACCCCGAAAAGAAACUUAUUACGCUGACGAUAGGGAUCAAUCUAGAUUAGUUAGCACUACCGCUGACAUUAAUGAAGUAACUGAAAGUAAGAGCACAGACUUAGCAAAUACAAACCAUAAUGUUCAUACAGAGACAAAAAGUGAUAAUAGUCACGAUGAUAAUGCGGUAGUAGAAGAAGUUUCAAAUACUGAAUUCACAGAUGUAAAUAUUAGCACAGAUAAUACUAAUGCUAAUACAAAUGCGGUAAGAGACGAAAAUUCGAAAACAAAAUCUAUCGAUCCAAAUGCUGACAAAACUAGUGAACAUAUAGAAGAUAAAUCCAACAAUAUUGAAAAAGAUAAAUUAAACAAUGAUGAAGAGGAAAAUAAUGUAGUCUCUGAACCAAAUCUUAUUAAUGAAACAGAACAUAUAUGUGUCCCAGAACCAAACCUUGUUAAUGAAACAGAACAUAUGUGUGUCCCAGAACCAAACCUUAUUAACGACACAGAACAUAUGUGUGUCCCAGAACCAAACCUUAUUAACGAAACAGAACAUAUAUGUGUCCCAGAACCAAACCUUGUUAAUGAAACAGAACAUAUAUGUGUCCCAAAACCAAACUUUGUUAAUGAAACAGAACAUAUGUGUGUCCCAGAACCAAACCUUAUUAACGACACAGAACAUAUGUGUGUCCCAGAACCAUACCGUAUUAACGAAACAGAAGAAAAAUGUGUCCCAGAAUCAAACCUUAUUAACGAAACAGAACAUAUAUGUGUCCCAAAACCAAACUUUGUUAAUGAAACAGAACAUAUGUGUGUCCCAGAACCAAACCUUAUUAACGAAACAGAACAUAUGUGUGUCCCAGAACCAACUCCUAAUGAAACAGAAACUUUAAGCAAUGCUAAUGAACCAAUCGACAGCAAAGAAGAAACAGAUGAUAAAAUAUCCGAUAAUAGAACAGAAUACGCUACAAAUUGCGAGAAUGUUGUAAUCAAAACUGAAGCGGCUAUCAGAUGUAAUUUUUGUACGGAGACAUUCAAAAACCAACGCACCAAAGAGUUCCACGAGAGUCUAGAGCACUUGGACGAGCCGCAGAACUGUCGCAUAUGCUCAAAAAGUUUUAAUAUAUCAAUUCUGAAGGAACUACACUUGUCUAUAAAAGACAAUAUAUUUACAUGUUGUAUUUGCAAUAAAAAAAUAAACGUAAAUGAAAUUAAUGAACAUAGUGUGGAACAUAGAAAUUUCGAUGAAAAUACUUGACUAUGUAAUCCAUUUUGUCUAUAGCAAAG